Messenger RNA from Vombatus ursinus (common wombat), 3286 nucleotides. RefSeq names its product collagen beta(1-O)galactosyltransferase 1 (gene COLGALT1). Gene Ontology annotation, molecular function: procollagen galactosyltransferase activity. The coding region runs from base 16 to 1899 and encodes 627 amino acids. Lineage: Eukaryota; Metazoa; Chordata; Mammalia; Diprotodontia; Vombatidae. The transcript has 12 exons. The record is from RefSeq and is a predicted model, not a curated record.
CAGGGUUCUCUCGCCAUGGGCACAGCCUGGGCCGGGAGCCGGAGCCGGAGCUCUGGCCCCCGGGCCCCGCGCCUGCUGGGCCUUGCGCUGUGCGCCGCCGCCGCGCUGCUCCUGCGGGGCCCGGGCCGAGCUGCCGCCUACUUCCCCGAGGAGCGCUGGAGCCCCGAGUCUUCCCUGCAGGCGCCGCGGGUCCUCAUUGCGCUCAUCGCCCGGAAUGCGGCCCACGCGCUGCCCUCGACCCUGGGGGCCCUGGAGAGGCUGCGGCACCCGCGGGACCGGACCGCGCUAUGGGUGGCCACGGACCACAACGUGGACAACACCUCAGCCGUGCUGCGGGAGUGGCUGGUGGGCGUGAAGAGUUUGUACCACUAUGUGGAGUGGCGACCCAUGGAGGAGCCGAGGUCCUACCCUGAUGAGGAGGGCCCCAAACACUGGUCCAAUUCUCGCUAUGAGCAUGUGAUGAAGCUCAGACAGGCAGCCCUGAAAUCAGCUCGGGAUAUGUGGGCAGACUACAUCCUGUUUCUGGAUGCAGAUAAUCUUCUGAUAAACCCAGACACUCUGUCCCUGCUGAUUGCAGAGAAUAAGACAGUCGUGGCUCCCAUGCUGGACUCCAGAGCUGCCUAUUCCAAUUUCUGGUGUGGGAUGACUUCUCAGGGCUAUUAUAAGCGAACACCUGCGUACAUACCCAUCAGGAGGCGGGAUCGCCGUGGCUGCUUUGCUGUUCCCAUGGUGCACUCCACCUUUCUGAUAGACCUAAGGAAAGAAGCCUCCCGGGAGCUCUCCUUCUACCCCCCACAUCCUGAUUACACCUGGUCCUUUGAUGACAUCAUCGUCUUUGCUUUCUCCUGUAAGCAAGCAGAAGUACAGAUGUUUGUCUGCAACAAGGAGGUCUACGGCUUCCUCCCAGUGCCACUGAGGGCCCACAGCUCCCUGCGAGAUGAGGCUGAGAGCUUCAUGCAUGCCCAGCUCGAGGUCAUGGUAAAGUACCCCCCAGUGGAACCUUCACAUUUUACCUCUGUCCCGGUCAAGGUACCUGAUAAGAUGGGCUUUGAUGAGGUCUUCAUGAUUAAUCUUAAACGUCGACUGGACAGACGUGAGCGUAUGCUGAGGACUCUCUAUGAGCAAGAGAUUGAAUGCAAAAUUGUUGAUGCAAUAGAUGGAAGAGCCAUGAACACAAGCCAAGUGGAAGCACUAGGGAUUCAUAUGCUACCUGGUUACCAGGACCCCUACCACGGCCGCCCACUCACCAAGGGGGAAUUGGGCUGCUUCCUCAGUCACCACCAAAUCUGGAAGGAGGUGGUGGAGCGAGGGCUGGAGAAAUCUCUUGUGUUUGAGGACGACCUGCGCUUUGAGAUUUUCUUCAAGAGGCGCCUGAUGAAUCUGAUGUAUGACAUCGAUGAAGAAGGUCUGGAGUGGGACCUGAUCUAUGUGGGCAGGAAGAGGAUGCAAGUGGAGCACCCAGAGAAGGCAGUGCCACAUGUUCGGAACCUGGUAGAGGCUGACUAUUCCUACUGGACUCUGGCCUAUGUCAUCUCCCUCCAGGGAGCACAGAAGCUGCUGGCUGCCCAGCCUCUCUCUAAGAUGCUCCCUGUGGAUGAGUUCCUGCCGGUGAUGUUUGAUAAACACCCAGUCUCUGACUACAAAAAACACUUUGAGAAGCGGGACCUACUGGCCUUCUCGGUGGAGCCCCUCCUCGUGUACCCCACUCAUUACACAGGGGAUGAUGGCUACAUCAGUGACACGGAGACCUCAGUUGUGUGGAAUAAUGAAAAGGUGAAGACAGACUGGGAUCGAGCCAAGUCCCAGAAGAUGAAGGAGCAGCAGGAGCUGAGCAAGGAGGCCAAGAACUCGGACGUCUUACAGUCCCCACUUGACAGCACAGCCCGAGAUGAGCUGUGAUCCGACAGAGCUGUGUCUCAGAAGCCCCGAGGGCCUGGCCCCUAUUGGGAGCUGGGGUGGGCACAGCAGGGAGGGAGGGAGCAAGGGAGUAAGGGCAGAGCCCAGGCCACAGGGAGGGAGAACCUGGCACCAGACCUUCACCCCACUGGCACCUCAGGCUCUGGGGAGACCUAUCCCAAGGUUCCAAGAUGAGCACUGUGCUCAGAUUGGGGGAAGCAUGGUAGCAUGGGCACACAGUGGGAUCUGGAUAAGUACAUGACUGAUUAACCCUGCAGUGUGCCCUUCUGGAGAAUGUGUUUUCCUCUUCUUUUGCAUCAAGAUCUAGGGACCUGAAGACCUGGAAGAAGCUGCCUGAGAAGAAGUUUGAAGUAUUUUAAUCUUUUUGAGGUUUCUCACACCAGAAAAACCUGCAGAAACCACUCAGCUUCUGAGCAGUCAGUGGCCUUCCCUAGACUGCGGCAAGCACCUCAUUUCCACCAAUGUCUACCAGGGGUUCUUCCAGCCCUAGAGAUUUUCUGAAGGUCAGAAAGUCAAAGUUUUUAGCCAGGCUUUGUCUGCCUGAGCACCACCAGGACACUGGCCUGUCGGCCUGACUUUCUGCCCUAGCAUUCACCGUUACUCAGGUGACCCUUUUGGUCUGGCUCAGGUAUUAUCGAUGCGUAUGGAGGGAUGAUUAGGCUGCUCUGAAGUGAGGGGGUUGUUCCAUGGCCUUGCAGCUGGCAGCAGGGCUAAAGGGGCCUCCUCUGGCUGAGGGCUCUGGGCAGUAGCGCCUUCCCGCCCCUUCUGCCUUCAUGGAUUUGUGGGGACAUUUUCAGCAUAUGACCAAAACUAAGUUAUCUUAACCUAAAAUCUAAUUUCUACUUUAUGGGAAAAAUUGAUCUUAUCAUUGCUGAUGUCUGAGAUCCUUUCUAACUUUCAGUCCUAUGAUCCUGGGUUCCCUUUGGCUUCCUUACUUAAAGAACAUGUUCAUCUUUUACUUCCAGUGUGCUGUCUACCUUUUUUUUUUUCUCUCUGCUGUCAGUCAGCUCAGUGAGGUGAGGUGAUCAGAGCAGACUGUCAUUGCAGACUGCCUUACUCUACUGGUUUCAAAGGUCUUCUUAUUGGGGGAUGGACUAGAUUGUUUCUUCACUUAAUUUCUCCGUUACCUACUUGACCCAUCAGUCACCAGAAAUUUGGAGGAUGCUGGCCCUUCUUUUUGAGGCACCUGGUGUGCCUUUCUAUAAGCCUCCUACUCCCACUCCCACCUUGUCGUCUUGUCAGCCCACACGAAACAGUGUUAGGCUGGGAAUUGCUUGCUUUUAUUGCAAGUGAUUGUUUUUUGUAGGUUGUUUUUGUAAAUGUUUUGAUGUUUCUGUAAAUUUUUUUUUAAAAAAUAAAUUGCUUUCUU